UAACGUACCUUUAAACUUGCAAUGUAUUCAAUGUAGACUAGAUUGUCAGCUUAAGGUGAGUUUCUGAACUCCUUCCCCACCACCUAGGGAAAUGAUCGUUCUCGCUGAAAGCAAAUGUAUGUAUUAUCAUUAUACGGUGUUGUCUAUAACUUAAUAAGAAAGGCCAUGAAAUCUUGGAAUACAUUCAUACACUGGAGUAUUGACAGGAACGACAUACUGUUGAUUUGCAAGUGGGUCUUGUUUUGACGUGUUGACGUCACUCCUUCUCACGUACUGUGAAAGUUGUGCAGAUGACGUAUGCAAGAAGCGUGAUCUGAUUAUAGGCUACCAUGUCCAUUGCUAAUAUUUACCACGCUAAAGCUGAUGUGUUAGAUAUGUAGUAUAUCACACUGGCGCGACACUUUGUGCCAUCAUACGUGACACUCAUGUUAUCACACGGCUGGGUACAUAGAGCUCAUCUGUGAGGAGUAUGGGAGUGUGUCGGAAACUUGGAGUUGCUAAAAGCACUACUGUCAGGAGUAUGGAAGAGUGAUCGAAAGACACAUAUGGUCGAUACAGCAUUAUGGUGGGUAGAAACUGGGCAAGAAACCAUCCGCAGGUUGCUGUCAGAGGAGAGGCAUGAGCCGGGCAUGAACUCACUGCGACCGCAUUGUUGAGAGGUUCUUGGGCCAUUGUGCAAACCACCUGGGCCACGGAGACCACUUCAAACAGUUAUAACAGCGUCGUCGACCGCUUACUGUCAUCAGGACUCCUCGAACACCGAGACCAAGUGAAUGUACAAAUUUCCUGUCCUUGGGCAGGAUUGAACCUGUACUUUGUGUGUUUUUUGACUGAGAUGAGCACCUGGAGCUCUCGGACAAGACCCGUUUCCAGCCAUAUGUAUUAACGUUGUUCCAUGCCAGCAAGAACCCUAAUCGAUAUGUCCACAUGAAGUUUUAGCUUACUUGAUUCGUGUGGGUAGAAGCAAGUCAUCUCGAUACUGGGGUCAAGUCAGGACAGAUCAAGUCGAUGGGUCAAGUCAGAAAACGAGUCAAGGCAGUAGAGGGGUCUGGUCAACACACGAGUCGAGUCAACAUAUACUGACGUCACACAGAAUUACCAAGCCUGGGUUUAGCCGCAAGAUGUUAUAUGGAGUAAACAUGGAGUUCAACAUCAUAUCAUUUUUCAUCGAUCAACGAAUGUAACUAGUAUGCUACAUGUUUAUUUUCCAGUAUGAGGAGAGACUAUUUAACAUAGAGUCCCAACAGCAAAUCAUUAUGGGGUGUAUUCAAGCGUCACCUAAACGACCAGACGAGUAUCUUACACCAACACCUGAAGAUACAGACCCAGGUGGAAAUACCGGCGAUUCCCCCUCAAGUCGUCCAUUACCACCACCGCCUCCAUCUCCAAAACAGGACUCACGUGAAGUGAAAAUGGUGGUCGUGGCACUAUACGACUUUAACGGUCUGAGCGAAGACGAUCUUGCAUUUCGUAAAGGAGACCGCUUAGAAAUCUUCAACGGCAGCGACAUAGCCGGCGAUUGGUGGCUGGGACGUCACAAGAACUCAACUCAAGUUGGCUAUAUACCCAGCAACUACGUGACCGAAAACGUCGACAACACAGAAUCCCAAGAAUGGUUUGCUGCCGUACAAAGGGGUCAAUGCGAGAGAAUCCUCCUGGCAGAAGGCUUAAGGCGAGGAACAUUCAUGGUUCGCUACACCAAAGAAGAAAAUAUGUAUGCCCUGUCAGUUAGAGAUACCAAUAAAACAAACGGAAAAGCGGAUAUUAAACAUUUCAAGAUAAGGCGAACGGACACUGAUGGGUUUUGGAUCAGCCCUAAAUACUGCUUUGAUGAGUUAUCCAAACUCAUCGCCCACUACCAAGCGGCUGGAGGCCUUUGCUGUCUCCUCACAAAUCCUUAUCCCAAACAAAAACCUAUCAUCCCUUUUCGAGAAAUGGAAGUACCGAGGGAAUCUGUGAUAAUUACCAAAGAGCUCGGAGGAGGUUUCUUCGGACGAGUCUAUGAAGGAAAAUUGAAAACCCAAGACGUGGCGAUCAAGUCUUUGAAGGAAGGGAAAAUGUCGAAGAAACAUUUUUUGCGCGAGGCUAAAAUAAUGCAUGAGUUGCGACACCCGAAGCUUGUACAGUUGAUGGGAGUAUGUACAAUCGGGGAGCCCUUGUACAUCAUCACAGAACUGAUGGUUGGGGGCGAUCUGUUAACCUAUUUAAAAUCCGGACCUGGGAAGGAUACGGACUUAGUACAUCUGAUUGAUAUGGCUGCGCAAGUUGCAUCCGGAAUGUCGUACUUAGAGUCCCAUAACUACAUCCACAGAGACUUAAGAGCUGCCAAUAUUUUGGUGGGUUUAAACAACGAGGUGAAGGUGGCAGACUUUGGCUUAAGCCGAUUGGUGAGCAAGGCAACAAACGACGUCUAUUUAAUGUCAGGAGAUGCGAGGUUUCCGGUUAAAUGGACGUCCCCCGAGGCCGGUUUAAAGGGGACUUUUAGUAUCAAAUCGGACGUGUGGUCAUUUGGCAUUCUCAUUUAUGAGAUGGUUACAUUUGGUCGGAUUCCAUAUCCAACCUGGGGUGGCAAGCAGACUUUAGAAAUGACGGAAGCGGGCUACCGAAUGGAAAAACCCACUGAGGAAUGCCCGGAUGUGGUUUACGAACUGAUGCUUAAAUGCUGGGCACGUGAACCGGAAAGGCGCCCAACGUUUGCAUUCCUGACUGACUAUUUAGAGGACUUUAUGGUAUCAUCUCAAGCACCCUACAGGGAACUUGAUGACUGAACAAACAGUGUUGAAAGAAAAUUUAUACAGAAUCAUCGCAAUCACGUACAAGGAACUGGAUAACUUAACAAACAGCGUUCAAAGAAAAAUAUACGGUAUCAUCUCAAGAACCGUUUAUGGAAAUUGAUGACUAAACAAACAAUACUGAACAGUAUCAUCUCAUUCAGCGUACUAGGUAUUGGAUGACUAAACAGUGUUCAAAGAAAAAUAUACGGUAUCAUCUCAAGAACCGUUUAUGGAAAUUGAUGACUAAACUGAAAGUGCUCAAAGGGAAACUACGCAGUAUAACCGUUAUAACCGUAUAGGGAAAUUGACCACUAAAUAAAAAAAAGUGUUCAAAGAAAAUUAUAUAGUAUCAUCGAAAUCACCAUACAGGGAACUUGAUGACUAAACAAACAGUUCCAAAAGUUGACUGUACAGUAUCAUCUCAAAGAUCGUACAGAGACCUGGGUGAUCAAACAAACCAUUGCCAUUGCAUUUGGUUUUGGCACAUUCUGUGAUGCAUGUCGAUGCAUGUUGGCCUUUUUCAGUAAAAUCUCUAGUGAAAAAUCAUAGCAAUUCUUACUAAGAGUUACUCGAUCGACAACCUGGCGAUCUGUACAUCGGUUACCAUGCAGGAGGCGUGGUUUAUUCUUUUGUCACAAAAGUCGAGUUUGUAUAAAGGAACGAAUUCCUGAGAUAUACGUUGUGGGCAAAUUCUAUACCAGUACAUAUUCUUUGGUUCAGUCCCAUUUUGUACAUUUUUAUUAUUUUUGUGUAUGUAAAUUAAAUGUCGAGCUUAACAUGGGAGAAUGGGUGUGAACAGAAAUAUUCUUGGUGUGCAUAAUAAUCUCUUGCGUAUGAUGUGUCAGUGUAAAUUUCCAGUUAUCAUGCAAAUGAACGUUCUAUAUUACGGGAGAUGCGCAAUUUACAGCUGCAACAACAACAAAAAAACAAUAAUUUUUGUCUGUCUCCGUGCAAACUUCAGGUUGUGUUCCCCUUAUUUUUCAGUGUCAGUUUUUGUACUGAAAAUCUACCCAGUAAGAUGUAUCCACGUAAGUUUUCUGCUAUAUAAAAAUAUAAAUAACCUAGCACUCCAAAAAUUAAUCUGUUACAGAAAGCCUGUUUCUGAAUGAUGCUAGAAUGUAUUCUGCUUUCUGCUAUUAUAACAUAAUA
Messenger RNA from Liolophura sinensis, 3923 nucleotides. Its product is annotated as tyrosine-protein kinase SRK3-like. The transcript is spliced from 13 exons. Gene Ontology annotation, molecular function: protein binding; protein tyrosine kinase activity; ATP binding. Gene Ontology annotation, biological process: protein phosphorylation. The record is from RefSeq and is a predicted model, not a curated record. Bases 1197 to 2768 code for a protein of 523 amino acids. Lineage: Eukaryota; Metazoa; Mollusca; Polyplacophora; Chitonida; Chitonidae.